Molecule: messenger RNA, 2141 nt
Organism: Salarias fasciatus (jewelled blenny)
Lineage: Eukaryota; Metazoa; Chordata; Actinopteri; Blenniiformes; Blenniidae
Product: pyruvate kinase PKM-like
Exons: 11
Coding region: 67-1662 (531 amino acids)
Biological process (GO): glycolytic process
Molecular function (GO): magnesium ion binding; pyruvate kinase activity; potassium ion binding
Source: RefSeq, a predicted model, not a curated record
AUAGAUCCAGUGGCGCUUUGGUCCCUGCAAAGUUCACCCAGUAGGUCUUUUCCUGCAGAUCCAGUCAUGUCGACUAAAACUAAGGAUAUGGGUUCUUCCCUCAUCAACACUCAGCAGCUGCAUGCUGCCAUGGCAGACACCUUCAUUGAGCAUAUGUGUCUGCUGGACAUCGACUCCGAGCCUGCUGUGUCCCGCAACACUGGCAUCAUCUGCACGAUCGGACCUGCCUCCCGUUCUGUGGAUAUGGCCAAGGAAAUGAUCAAGGCUGGGAUGAACAUUGCAAGAAUGAACUUCUCUCAUGGCACCCAUGAAUACCAUGCUGAGACCAUCAAGAAUGUCCGUGAGGCAGCUGAGAGCUUUGGGCCUGGAUCUGUCGAGUACAGACCAGUGGCCAUCGCUCUGGACACCAAGGGACCAGAAAUCAGGACCGGACUCAUCAAGGGCAGUGGCACCGCCGAGGUUGAGCUGAAGAAGGGUGAGACCAUCAAGCUCACACUGGAUGACCAGUACAAGGAGAACUGUGAUGAGAAAGUCCUGUGGCUGGACUACAAAAACAUCACCAAGGUUCUGCAGACUGGAAACUUCGUCUACGUUGACGAUGGUCUGAUUUCCCUCAAGGUCAAGGAAAUUGGCAACGAUUACCUGAUGUGUGAGAUUCAGAACGGCGGCAUGCUGGGAAGCAAGAAGGGCGUCAACCUGCCCGGAGCGGCCGUCGACCUGCCCGCCGUGUCUGAGAAGGACAUUCAGGACCUGCAGUUCGGCGUGGAGCAGGGUGUUGACAUGGUCUUCGCCUCCUUCAUCCGCAAGGCUGCCGACGUGCACGCCGUCAGGAAAGUGCUCGGCGAGAAGGGCAAGGACAUCAAGAUCAUCAGCAAGCUGGAGAAUCACGAGGGCGUGCGCAGAUUCGAUGAGAUCCUGGAGGCCAGCGAUGGCAUCAUGGUCGCCCGUGGAGACCUGGGAAUUGAAAUCCCAACAGAGAAGGUCUUCCUUGCUCAGAAGAUGAUGACUGGCAGGUGCAACAGAAUCGGAAAACCCAUCGUCUGCGCCACACAGAUGCUGGAGAGCAUGACCAAGAAGCCUCGUCCCACUCGCGCUGAGGCCAGCGAUGUUGCCAACGCCGUGCUGGAUGGCAAUGACUGCAUCAUGCUGAGCGGCGAGACCGCCAAGGGAGAUUACCCCCUGGAGGCCGUGCGCACGCAGCACAUGAUCGCCCGUGAAGCCGAGGCCGCCAUGUUCCACAGGCAGAUGUUCGAGGAGCUGCGUCGCACCUCCCAUCUGACCCGCGACCCCACGGAGUCCGUCGCCAUCGGCGCCGUUGAGGCUUCCUUCAAGUGCUGCGCCAGCGCCAUCAUCGUGCUCACCAAGACUGGCAGGUCUGCUCACAUGCUGUCGAGGUACAGGCCCCGUGCCCCCAUCCUUGCCGUGACCCGCUGCCCUCAGACCGCCCACCAGGCUCACCUGUACCGCGGCGUCUACCCCAUCCUCUACACCAAGAACGCCAACGACGUCUGGGCCGAGGAUGUCGACCUGCGUGUGAACUUUGCCCUGGAAGUUGGCAAGCACCGCAAAUUCUUCAAGUCCGGCGAUGUUGCUAUUGUCGUGACCGGCUGGCGCCCGGGCUCUGGUUACACUAACACCAUGAGAGUUGUGCUGGUGCCUUGAACCUGAAAGGACACUAGUCGCCACCCCCCACCUCCUCUGCUGUAACUCACCUUCCUUCAUUUAGGACUCUCUGAUCACUUUCAGAACAAAAAAAAAAUCAAAGCUGGGCUGCUCCUUCAAAAGACUUUUGAUGGUGUCGUCCGCAGACAGUAACUCCAUGAUUCCUAUCAGUUGUAUAUCCGAUUUCUUGUUGAAGACUGAACUUGAUUCAAUAUAUUUUAGUGGCGUCUCCUCUGUCAUGUUAUUGUCUGACUGUCUGCAAGGUGAACAAAGUGGAGAACAGGGUUCCUCAGCAUACCUAGGUGCAUGUGUUAUCCUUUCCUUGGUUUUGGUUGCUUCAUUGUCCGAGGAUGAACAUAAAUAUGUACUUUUGUUUACUCCCUUCGUUCUUGUACCGCUGACAGCUGGCACGGUGUGUCAAUGUGACUUGAACUGGCGUGAAGAGGUUGUCUUCCAUUAAAACAAAGUUUUGGAUCAAG